AAAUGGAGAAAAAACAUAAAGGACAGCAAUGGCGAGUGUCCAAGAAAUGUGACGAAACCUACGCCACCCGAAGCCUACUUCCCUUCCCCCCGGUCUCUCCAAUUCCGUUUCAACCCCUUCUUUCUCUUUCUUCUUUUGCGAAAGAACAAGGGGAAAAAAGGAAGGGGUUCAUUAUGCGGAGGGCGACGGCGACGAGGAGGAGCUAGCGCCGGUCCGACCCAGAGCAUCUUCUGGGAGCAGGGGUGGAGUCAUCUUCGCCGGGAAGAGCUCCGUCGCGGCGAGCUCUAACAGCGACGCUAAUUGACGAGGGAUCCUCCUAUCACCAAUGGACGACUCGCCCCUAAGCCGCGGACCCUUGGGCCUGCUAGGCAGCGGUCCACUUGACCAGUCGUCGUCGUCGUCGUCGUCAGGAGAUUCUGAUAGCUCGGGCGGAUCGUCGUCGUCCGGGGAAUCGGAUAGCUCGGGCGGAUCGUCCUCAUCGGGAUCCCCGCCGUCUGUCUCCACCUCACAAUCGUCCACGCAGUCGACCCCGCCGCCCGGAUCCUCAGGCUCGCCUCCGUCGCCGCCCGCACCGUCGUUGUCACCACCGCCGGCUACGCCAGCAGGUACCGGCGGGUCGCCCCCUGGCCAACUCUCGCCGCCGGGAUCAAAUGCCGUCCCGUCUCCGCAGGCUCCGAAGCACAACGGGGGCGGCGGCGACAGCGGGGGCGGUUCCAAGGGCGGGGGCGGCUCGAAGGGCGGGGGUGGUUCCAAGGGCGGAAGCAAGCAGGACGAUUCUCCGCCCGUGGCGGCCGUGGUCGUCGGCGUGGUGAUCGGGGUCCUCGCCUUCGCCCUGCUGCUAUGCAUCACCGCGUGCGUAUGCUGCGCCAGGAGGAAGAAGAAGAGGCCGCCCAUGGCCAUGCCCUUCUACACCGACCAGCAUGGGAACGUGUACUACGCGAACAACAUGCCGAACCCGAAGUGGCAGCAGAGCGGGCCGGCGGACGGGCCGAGCGGCGUGGGGUGGCACCCGCAGUACGCGCCGGGACAGGGGCCGCUGAGCGAGGAGAUGAUGAUGAGCGGGUCGCAGGGGACGGGGCAUGGGUCGUCGAUGCCCCCGCCGUCGCCGGCCAUGUUCGGGUCGCAGAGCUCGUUCACGUACGAGGAGCUGGGGGCGGCGACGGGCGGGUUCUCCAAGGCGAACCUGCUGGGGCAGGGCGGGUUCGGGUACGUGUACAAGGGCGUGCUGCCGGGCAGCGGCAAGGAGGUGGCGGUGAAGCAGCUCAAGGCCGGCAGCGGGCAGGGCGAGCGCGAGUUCCAGGCGGAGGUGGAGAUCAUCAGCCGCGUCCACCACCGCCACCUCGUCUCCCUCGUCGGCUACUGCAUCGCCGGCUCCUCCCAGCGCCUCCUCGUCUACGAGUUCGUCGCCAACGACACCCUCGAGCGCCACCUCCACGGCAAUGGCGUGCCGGUCAUGGACUGGCCCAAGAGGCUCUCCAUCGCGCUCGGCUCAGCCAAGGGCCUCGCGUACCUGCACGAAGACUGUAAUCCAAGGAUCAUCCACCGUGACAUCAAGGCGGCCAACAUUCUGCUGGACGAAAAUUUCGAGGCCAAGGUCGCGGAUUUCGGGCUCGCCAAGCUGACCACCGACAACAACACGCACGUCUCCACGCGCGUCAUGGGAACGUUCGGGUACCUGGCGCCGGAGUACGCCUCGAGCGGCAAGCUGACGGACAAGUCGGACGUCUUCUCCUUCGGCGUGAUGAUGCUCGAGCUCAUCACCGGCCGGCGGCCCGUCGACCCCACCAACUACAUGGAGGACAGCUUGGUCGACUGGGCGAGGCCGCUCUUGGCGCGCGCGCUGUCGGAGGGCGGCAACUUCGACGAGGUGGUCGACCCGCGGCUGGAGAACAAGUACGACCGGCUGGAGAUGGAGCGCAUGGCCGCCAGCGCCGCCGCCGCCGUCCGGCACUCCGCCAAGCGCCGCCCCAAGAUGAAGCAGAUCGUUCGCGCGCUGGAGGGCGACGCGUCGCUGGAGGACCUGAACGAAGGCAUGAAGCCAGGGCAGAGCAUGAUAUACAGCUCCGACGAGUCCGGCAACUACGCGGCCAACAUCAACAGGCUGAGGCAGGUCGCAUUCGAGAGUAGCGAGGAGUACACCAACGAGUACAGCGGGACGGGCGAGUCGGGGGAGACGACGCGACGGCUUCAGUAAUCAAAAUCUUGGCCGUAUGAAUCUGUGAUGAUGCCCGUUGGCCAUGUGACGGGAAUCGGUUGGUGUAUAUACGUACGGUACGGGGUGUACACUAUGGUUGGUUGGUGAUGUAACUGCUUCAAUGCUUGUGAAUCGGUGUUGUAUUAUCGUGUAAAUUGAUGUACCCGUGUAUUUACAUGAUGUAACCUGCAGCUCUUCGGUUGUAUUAGCUCAGUGGAAAGAGAACUUCAA
Molecule: messenger RNA, 2425 nt
Organism: Hordeum vulgare subsp. vulgare (domesticated barley)
Lineage: Eukaryota; Viridiplantae; Streptophyta; Magnoliopsida; Poales; Poaceae
Product: proline-rich receptor-like protein kinase PERK4
Exons: 7
Coding region: 326-2194 (622 amino acids)
Biological process (GO): protein phosphorylation
Molecular function (GO): protein kinase activity; ATP binding
Source: RefSeq, a predicted model, not a curated record